UAAUUAGCCUCCACAAAUUUGGUUUUUUAUCACUUGAUGACACCAACAAUUCUGGAUCAAAUUCUGAUGAGAGAGUUGGUUGGUGUAUUUGGUUGUGGAAUUGUCGAAAUUUUGAUUGAAGAGAGGAAGAAAUUCGAAGAGGAAGAAUUCGGGACAUUUUUUGGUUGGGAUAAAAUGUCCAAAUCAAAGAAAAUGUCAAAAUGUCGAAUUUCGGAAAGACAAAAAAUUUCAAAAAAAAUUUUUUUCGAAUAGUUGGUGCUUUGUUAAUGGAAUGUAAAAAACAGCGAAAAAUUUGUAGAGCCUUUCUAGCUGUAGAAAAAAAUUUUUUUCCUAAUUUUAUG
This is a messenger RNA of Meloidogyne enterolobii, 341 nucleotides long. Lineage: Eukaryota; Metazoa; Nematoda; Chromadorea; Rhabditida; Meloidogynidae. The record is from the annotation of a GenBank genome assembly.